Molecule: messenger RNA, 969 nt
Organism: Acanthosepion pharaonis
Lineage: Eukaryota; Metazoa; Mollusca; Cephalopoda; Sepiida; Sepiidae
Source: the annotation of a GenBank genome assembly
AUGGAUGUAGCAUUGUUUAGCAGUCAACCUGUUCCUAUCUAUCUAUCUAUCUAUCUAUCUAUCUAUCUAUCUAUCUAUCUAUCUAAUUCUGUGUUUUCAUCUAUCUAUCUAUCUAUCUAUCUAUCUAUCUAUCUAUCUAUCUAUCUAUCUAUAUAUAUAUAUAUAUAUAUGUAUUGCAUAUCUAUCUAUCUAUCUAUCUAUCUAUCUAUACAUUCUGUUCCUAUCUAUCUAUCUAUCUAUCUAUCUAUCUAUCUAUCUAUCUAUCUAUCUAUCUAUCUAUCUCUCAAAUCUCAUUCUGUCUUUCUCCUCCUUCGCUACAUCUUGGCAUAUCUCCCUGCCUGCAAGCCCCAGACCAUUUAUAUCUCUAUCAGUCAAUAUCCGAUUCAGCAUAAGCUUUUCUUAUCUAUCCAUCGCUAUCGAUCCCAUUCAUUCUAUACCCCAGUCUUUCUAGCGGUCUGCGUUAUGCUUCUCAUAGCUCUUAACUUUUUCUUUGCUCUUAUUCAUUCUGUUUCCUUUCUCUUCCCGUCUUCUUCUUCUUCUUCUUCUUCUUCUUCUUCUUCUUCUUCUUCUUCUUCUUCUACUGCUGCUGCUGCUGAUUUUUCCCAUUUUCUCGCCUAUUUUUUCUCUUACACCCUCUCACUUUUUUCCUGCUGCUCACUUUUACUCUUUCGUCCGUUUUCUUUCUUUCUUUGUCCUGUACGCUUUCUUUCUUUCUUUCUUUCUUUCUUUCUUUCUUUCUUUCUUUCUUUUUCUUCCAGUUCCCCUCUCCGUUUUCCCGUCUUGACUUUCUCUUUUCUUUCUUUAUUUCUUCCUCUUUAUUUCUUCCUUUGUCUUUCUAUUUUUCUUUUUUCAUUCUUCUCUUGUUUUUAUUCCAACUUUCUUUGUUUCUUAAUUUACACCACAAUCUUAUCGAUAAUUUUUUUUUUCUCUCUCUCUCUCUCUCUUUCUCUCUUUCGGCCAAAACCGUAG